This is a messenger RNA of Seriola dumerili (greater amberjack), 2274 nucleotides long. RefSeq names its product solute carrier family 15 member 1-like (gene slc15a1a). Lineage: Eukaryota; Metazoa; Chordata; Actinopteri; Carangiformes; Carangidae. The record is from RefSeq and is a predicted model, not a curated record. The coding region runs from base 76 to 2274 and encodes 732 amino acids. Gene Ontology annotation, molecular function: dipeptide transmembrane transporter activity. Gene Ontology annotation, cellular component: membrane. Gene Ontology annotation, biological process: transmembrane transport; oligopeptide transport. The transcript has 23 exons.
CAACUGCUCCCUGGAAGAAUCUCAAAGGAAUAUCCAACUACAGUGGAAAGCAGGCAGCAACGUCACUAAGACAUCAUGACAGAUAAGGAGGAUCCCAAGAAAGGGAAGGAGAAGAGAGGAACGAGCAAAGAGGUGUGUGGCUACCCACUCAGCAUCUUCUUCAUCGUUGUGAACGAGUUCUGUGAGAGGUUCUCAUACUAUGGAAUGCGAGCUGUGCUUGUGCUGUACUUCAAGUACUUCUUGCGUUGGGACGAUGACUUGGCCACUUCCAUCUACCACACCUUUGUGGCUCUGUGCUACCUCACCCCUAUCCUCGGAGCCAUUGUGGCUGACUCCUGGCUGGGAAAGUUUAAGACUAUCAUCUACUUGUCCAUUGUCUAUGCAAUUGGCCAGGUUGCAAUGGCUGUCAGCGCAAUCCAUGACAUCACUGACACGGACAGAGAUGGCACACCAGACAACAUGACCUUUCAUGUUGUGUUGUCCAUGGUGGGUCUCUUCCUCAUCGCCCUCGGCACAGGUGGCAUCAAACCUUGUGUGGCUGCCUUCGGUGGAGACCAGUUUAGUGACCACCAGGACAGGCAAAGGAGAACUUUCUUCUCUGUAUUCUACCUGUGCAUCAAUGGUGGGAGUCUCCUAUCAACCAUCAUCACUCCAAUCCUCAGAGCUCAAGAUUGUGGCAUCCACAGUCAGCAGAAGUGUUAUUCUCUGGCCUUCGGUGUCCCUGCAGCACUAAUGCUGGUUGCCCUUGUGGUGUUUAUCGUCGGGAGUGGUAUGUACUACAAAGCUGAACCACAGGGAAACAUCAUGCUGGAUGUGUGUAAAUGCAUUGGGUUUGCCAUUAAAAACCGCUACAGGCACAGAAGCAAUCAAUACCCAAAGAGGCAGCACUGGAUGGACUGGGCUGAGGAAAAAUAUGAUAAACUCCUCAUUGCUCAAAUCAAAAUGGUGCUGAAGGUCCUCUUUUUAUACAUCCCACUGCCGAUGUUUUGGACACUAUUUGACCAAAAGGGCUCUAGAUGGACUCUGCAAGCUACCACCAUGAAUGGAUACUUUGGGAGCCUUGUUAUACAGCCUGAUCAGAUGCAGACUGUCAACCCCAUCCUGAUCUUGACUCUGGUGCCUAUCAUGGACAGCGUAAUCUACCCUCUGAUCAACAAAUGUGGCCUGAACUUCACACCUCUGAAAAGAAUGACAGUGGGGAUGCUUCUGGCAGCUAUAGCUUUUGUCUGUGCUGCUCUGGUUCAGAUUGAAAUUGAUAAAACAUUGCCCACCUUCCCAUCAACAUCCCAGAGUCAGCUGAAACUACUUAACAUGGGCAGUGAGACAGUCACAAUUAAGAUGCCUGGCAAUGAUCCACUGAAUCUUACUGCAGCUCAGGCCAGUAAUGAAUACUUCACAUUUGAAGCAGGACAAAUCAACAUUUCAGUUGGACACCCAGAAGUGAGGAAUACUAUUUCUUUGGCCAAGGGACAGAGACAAACACUUCUCAUUCCUUUGACCAUCACUGACGAAUGGCUGAUGACUGAUGAUAUAACUUCCAAGCCACAAGAAGGCAACAAUGCAAUCCGAUUCGUAAAUGGAAUGAAAACAGCAGUGAACGUAUCAAUACCUGCAGCCAACUUUGGACUAAUUGAGCCGUUUUCUUAUUCCAACUACUCCCUGAUAAAAAAUGGAAAGGUCACGUUCACACUAUGGAGUGGGUCACAGUCAUGUGAAUACAGCACGGACUUUGGAUUUGGAAGUUCAUAUACUUUCUUUAUUCCCAGCACUUUGGUCUUUGGGCCAAAUUGUCAGGAGUCUAUCACUGCUGCAGAAGACAUCAAGCCCAAUUCAGUUCACAUGGCCCUCCAGAUCCCACAGUACUUCUUUAUAACUGCUGGUGAAGUGAUGUUUUCUGUUACUGGUUUGGAGUUCUCCUACUCUCAGGCUCCCAGUAACAUGAAAGCAGUGCUGCAAGCCGGCUGGUUGUUUACUGUUGCUAUUGGCAACUUCAUUGUACUGAUUGUGGCUGAGCUUGCAAAGCUUCCCAAACAGUGGGCAGAAUAUGUCCUCUUUGCCUCUCUCCUGGUUGCAGUGUGUUUCAUCUUCUCCAUUAUGGCCUAUUUCUACACCUACAUUGACCCUGCAGAAAUUGAGGCCCAGUUCAAGAAGAAUGUAAAUGAAGAUGAUGAGGACAAUAAACACAAACUACAGAAGACAGAGGUUGAGAUGAACAAGAGAGACUCAAUUAAAUGUCAUGAUGAAGAUGAUAAAGACAAACAGACCAAAAUGUGA